CUAAAAGGUGGAGGGAUUAGUUCAUCAAAAUAAUAAUAAUUCACAAAAACACAUUCAAAACAUAAAAAAGAGAUCAAAGUCAACAAACCACAAAUACAGAUUUACUACCUGUCAAAGAUUGAUUCUUUCUUCCCCAAUCCAAUAAUAAAAGUAAAGCAAGAAGGAAGAGACUUCUGAAUUCUGAUAGUUUUGUGAACCACUCUUCCUUCUUCAACCUCGAGUUUCUCGUCUGGAUCGGAGCCGAUCUCUUUGAUUCGCGGGUUCUUGUCUCAUAGAUGGCUUCGAGAAGGAUCUUAAAGGAGCUCAAGGAUCUCCAGAAAGAUCCUCCAUCCUCUUGCAGCGCUGGACCGGUGGGGGAGGACAUGUUUCACUGGCAAGCAACCAUUAUGGGCCCCUCAGAUAGCCCAUACAACGGGGGUGUGUUUUUGGUUACUAUCCAUUUUCCACCAGAUUAUCCAUUCAAACCUCCGAAGGUUGCUUUUAAGACAAAGGUUUUUCAUCCAAAUAUUAACAGCAAUGGAAGCAUAUGCCUUGAUAUUCUAAAGGACCAGUGGAGCCCUGCUUUGACUAUCUCCAAGGUGCUUCUUUCGAUUUGUUCUCUUUUGACGGAUCCAAACCCUGACGAUCCGUUGGUGCCCGAGAUUGCCCACAUGUACAAGACCGACCGAAGCAAGUACGAAACAAGUGCCAGGGCCUGGACCCAGAAGUACGCUAUGGGUUAAUCCCACCAUUUCCACUUUAAGUUUUCUCCUUGUGUAAAAAAAAAGUUUCAAAUUUUAUCUGCGUGUUCCACCAACGUUCCAAUUGUGUUUGGAAUGGUUUUUAUAGAAAUCUUUGAUGAACCCGAAGAUAUUGUUUUGUUAACAAGUACGAAGUAUGCAUUAAAGGUUUGUUCUCUUU
Messenger RNA from Cuscuta campestris, 900 nucleotides. NCBI's taxonomy places the organism in Eukaryota, Viridiplantae, Streptophyta, Magnoliopsida, Solanales, Convolvulaceae. The record is from the annotation of a GenBank genome assembly.